Linum tenue is the source of this 1566-nucleotide messenger RNA. The record is from the annotation of a GenBank genome assembly. NCBI's taxonomy places the organism in Eukaryota, Viridiplantae, Streptophyta, Magnoliopsida, Malpighiales, Linaceae.
AUGGCUACUUCCUUAAUUUCUCGUUUUCAGGAUGAGACUUCCGCCGCCUCACUGUGGGCCAUAACCGCCGCAAUAAUAAUCUCCGCCGGCAUCUGGUUACGUAGGAGUCUCCGAACAUCCAAAUCGCCUCCGCCGCCGCCGGGUCCACGGGGGCUGCCGAUGGUCGGGUACUUGCCGUUCCUCCGCAGCGACAGCCUCCACCGGCAGUUCGCGGACCUGGCCGAGGCCCACGGCCCAAUCUACAAACUGAAGGCCGCCAACAAACCGAUGAUCGUGGUCAGCUCCCCGGCCCUGGCCAAAGAAGUCAUCCAGGCCCACAAGUCCACAUUCUCGACCCGCCUGGCCCCUGUCGUGGCGAAGAUUUUUUCAUACGACGGCAACGAAGUCGCGAUGCUGCCUUACGGGCCGGAUUGGGCCGCGAUGCGGAAGGUCCUGGCCCGCGAGGUUAUCAGCAACCAGGCCCUGGACGCGUGUCGUGCGCUGAGAGAAGGAGCGGUUUUGGCGGGAAUACGGGAGAUUCGGGCCGGCGAGCCGACGGGAGUGUUCGAGGCGGCGUUCAAGAUGGUCGUCGAUUCGACCCUGGCUAUGUUGUGGGGCGGCGGCGGAAGCGAAUCCGAGGGAGGAGGAGCGCCGAUCUUUGCGGCGGAGUAUCGGCAGGCGAUUGGCGAGAUGACGGUGCUGUUGGGGCGGCCGAAUGUCUCCGACGCGUUUCCCCUGCUUACUAGGUUUGAUUUGCAGGGGAUUCAGGGGCAGGCGACCAAGCUCGCCAAGCGUUUCGAUUGCAUCAUUACUUCUGUAAUUGAACGACGGCUGAAAGAUUUGGAGGGAAAGGAAGGAAUGGUGUUCAAGGAUUUGCUUCAAAUUUUGCUGCAAGUUCAGGGCCGUGCAGAUGCAACCGGGAGAUUGCUGAGUGAUUCGUUCCUUCAUUUCAAAGGCUUGGUCUUGGACGUAGCAAGCGGUGGCUCAGAUCCAGCAACAACUUUAAUCGAGUGGGCGAUGACGGAGCUUCUAAACGACGAGAAAGUAAUGACAAAAGUUGUACAAGAAUUAGAUCAAGUCGUGGGACCAAACAACGUAGUAGAAGAACAUCAUCUGAAAGAGCUUAAUUACCUGAACGCCGUCGUUAAGGAAACUUGCCGGCUACACGUGGGGAUCAUGGCUCGGCUGGCGAGUCAACCCUGCACCGUCGCCGGCUACGCGGUUCCAAAGGGAGCUACAGUUUUCAUCAACACUUGGGCCAUACACCGAGACCCAGAGUUUUGGGCCGAUCCGCUGCAGUUCAAGCCCGAGCGGUUUCUGGACGGCGGUGGAGAUGGGCCCAGGCUGACUUUCGUGGGCAGCAGCUUUCAGUUCCUGCCGUUCGGUUCCGGGGAGCGGAUGUGCGUCGGGUAUAACUUGGCGGAGAGGCUCAUGAACCAUGUGCUGGCGUCGAUGUUGCAUUCGUUUGAGUGGAAGCUGCCGGCCGGCGAGGAGAAGCCGGAUUUUUCAGACAAGUUCGGUCCGUUCGUGAAGAAGGAAAAGCCUUUGGUUGCUAUACCGUUCCCCCGCCGGACGUGUAGUGUGUAA